Molecule: messenger RNA, 2144 nt
Organism: Schistosoma intercalatum
Lineage: Eukaryota; Metazoa; Platyhelminthes; Trematoda; Strigeidida; Schistosomatidae
Source: the annotation of a GenBank genome assembly
UGCACACACUUUGGCGAUAUACGCUAAAUUAAUUAAACUAGCGAUUAUUAGUAGUUAAUCAGUUUUCAGAAUAGCUUGACCAUUCAUUCAUCCACAUGAUGUUGCUUAAUUGUUGUAUUGUUAAAAAAUCUAAUCUCUUCAAAAAUAUUAUUCAUACUAAACGUUAUGGCAAGUCUUACAUGUUAAUCGUCCUUUUGUAUAGUGGAAGAACUUUUAAAAGUAUAUAUGUCGACAUAUUAUGCUCUGUAUUUUCGAUUAUCUUCUAAAUAUUUAAAGUUUUUUUCAUAUUUUGUUUUUGGGGCAAUCAUAAAGCAAUGUCUGCUGAUAUAAAAACUGUUCUGGCUUCCAAACAUUACGGUUUUAUGGGGUCUGGUAAUAUGUCUCAAGCAUUGGUCAAAGGUUUUCUAGCCUCAAAUGUAAUCACUGGUUCGCAAGUUACAAUGACUGAUCGGUAUGGUUUAUCAUUUCCAGAUGCAGAGUUUCUGAUACCGCUGAAAGCUCUAUGUUCUAAAUAUGGAGUAGAAUAUAUACAAACAAAUGAACCAAUGGUUGAAAAAAGUGAUGUCGUGUUCGCCUGCGUUAAACCACACAUAUUACUACCAGCUUUAAAAAGUCUAUCCGAUCGUUUAAACGAUAAACUUUUGGUUUCUAUUGCUGCAGGGAUUACACUAGACCAAAUACAACAGGCUGUGCCGAAAUCUACUCGAAUUAUCCGUAUUAUGCCUAAUACACCGUGUCUGGUCGGUGUUGGUACUGCAGUGUAUGCACAUACAUCUUCUGUUACUGAUGAAGAUAUUAAUUUGAUUUCUGCCUUAUGUUCAUCAAUCUUUCCUGUAUUUGAAGCUAUCCCGGAAUCUUUAUUUAAUGCAGCUGUUGGAGUAUCAGGAUCAUCUCCUGCUUAUAUUUAUAUGAUCACUGAAGCAAUUACAGAUGCUGGUGUUCUAUUAGGUUUACCACGCCCAAUCGCUCAGAAACUAAUUGUCAAUACUAUAUUAGGCUCAGCUGUAAUGAUGCAAAAAACUGGCAAAAGUACAACUGAAUUAAAAAAUGAAGUUUGCUCACCUGGCGGGACAACAAUUCAAGGUGUUUAUGCUUUAGAGAAAGGUAAUCUGCGAGCUACACUUAUGGAUGCAGUGCAGAAAGUUUGUGCACGUGGAGAAGAAUUAAGCAAGAAGUCCUAAUGUUUUAUGCACUAUUUUCCAUAGUUCUGUUACUCUAUGAAGUGUGUGUAAUAUUUCUUCUAUAUAUUAUUAUAAACAUCAUAUUCAAUAACAAUGUUUGUUGUAUUUAAAAGUGUGUAUCUGGAAAAUUUUUCAGUUACGAUUUAUUCUAGUGUUAAAGAUCUUUGUAAGGGAAUUUUACUCAACAUCAAAAUGGGCUUAAUUGAGGACUUAUUGUACCUAAUAGAGGACUUCCUUACAUUCUCGGCUCUGUACACUUUUCUUUCAUAAUACAGUGUAUAUUUAUUUGAUAAUCCUAUAGAUAGGCUACUUCAAUCAUUAAUGUUAUAACUCCAGUGGCUUAUUUUCAGUUUUUAAUUAUGUAUUUUUACUGUGAAUGUUUUCUUGCUGGUUAAAUCAAUUACUUGAACGUACAUUUUGAUACUAAAAUUUAGAAAAAAAUUUGUAUUUCUCUGUUUGAAUUGUUUUUCAGUACUUUACUAACUAUUCUCUGUUGUUAAUUGAGUUAAGUUUAAGUAGAGAUUUCUGUGCACCUAUUAACUUGGUUCCAUUCAUUUAUUAGAAAAAAUGGUCAAAGUCAUUUCAAGUUUCCUACAGUCAUUCUCAAAGUUAAUAAGCAAUGCUCUGCAAAAAAAGUCAAGCUGAGACUGUGCAUAAAACCUGCGUAAAACAGUCAAUAUAUAAUUGUUCUUUUUUGGGUUCGCUCAUCUACAUUUAUAUUUGAACUUGUAACCCAGAAAUCAUAAACAUUAUUACUGACUCAUUAAACACAUCUACCAUACGACUGUUAACGGUAUCACUUCACCGUUCAGAAAUAAGUUGACAAGAAAGAUGUGAAUAAAGUAAACAUGACGAGCUAUGGACUCAAAAACAGAUUUAACCUUCACUAUUUAAUAACCCAUCAGGUAAUGAGCUAUUUUUAUAAAACACAGUUUAAUAAUACAGAUAUAUGUAUAUGUACAA